CCCAAUCGAUGAACAGAGGACGGCACCGAAUCAUUUUGACUUCACCUUUUUCUUAUGAUAAAGAGUCUCAUCGUUUUUCCUAUAUAUACUUCGUACUCCUCUUUUAGGUCCCUACGUCUCUGUCUCUCUUUCUCUAUACUCUCAAUUCUCAGUUUCUUGAUUAACCCAACAACAUUAAUUUUGUACAAUUUGACUCCAUUAAUCAUUAAUUAUUCUUCAAAACGAUGGGAAGAUCACCAUGUUUGGAUAAGAAAAUUGGGCUCAAGAAAGGUCCAUGGACUCCAGCGGAAGAUCAAAAGCUCAUUGAUUAUAUCAAUAAACAUGGUUAUGGAAACUGGAGAACUCUUCCCAAGAAUGCUGGGUUAGAAAGAUGUGGUAAGAGUUGUCGUCUCCGGUGGACUAAUUAUCUCCGACCAGAUAUAAAACGAGGAAGGUUCUCCUUUGAAGAAGAAGAAAUCAUUAUUCAACUUCACAGCAUCAUGGGAAACAAGUGGUCUGCAAUUGCGGCUAGAUUGCCAGGAAGAACAGACAACGAGAUCAAAAACUAUUGGAACACUCACAUCAGAAAAAGACUUCUAAAGUUAGGAAUCGAUCCGGUAACACAUAGUCCACGUCUUGAUCUUCUGGAUAUCUCCUCCAUUCUCAGCUCAUCUGUCCACAACUCUUCUCAUCAUCAUCAACAAAACAUGUUGAGGCUUAUGAUGGGUGAUGGGAAUCAUCAUCAUCAGCCAUUAGUCAACCCGGAGAUACUCAAGCUCGCAACGUCUCUCUUUUCAAAUUCUCAACAACAAUACAAGAAUCAGAACAACCCCACCAAUACACACGAGGUUAACCAACCCGAAGUAAACCAAUAUCAAAACGGCUACAAUAUUAUUGGUAAUCAAGAAUUACAAUCUUGCUUCCCUAGCAUGGAUCAAUUCGCAGAGUUUCAAGACCCCAUGCCAACGACGACGUUUCCAGAUUCAGUGCAUUCGCUCCCAUUGAACCAGGACUAUGAUUAUUCGACAUCUAACUUCGCAUUAGAACCUUUUUACUCUGACUUUGCUUCGGUCUUGGCCACACCCUCUUCGAGCCCGACUCCAUUAGACUCAAGCUCCACAACUUACAUCAAUAGUAGUACUUGCAGCACCGAGGAUGAAAAAGAGAGUUAUUGCAAUAAUAACUUCAUGAAUAGUUCUGAAAUAGGUCCUGAUUAUUCGUUUGAUGUUAAUGGUUUUCUGCAAUUCUAAGAAACACAUUAAAGACCCAUGGGAUAGAGUUAUUUAAUACUAUUGUAUUCAAUAUAUAGAUUUUGUUACAUAUGUAAGAUACAAUUUCUUAUUGUUUUUUCUUCUCAUUAUUUUAUACUAGUUUAAUAUAUCGCCAAAGCUAGCGAAAGUAACAUCCCACCAAUAAACAAUAUACAUCUCGUAAGACUUUUUUAAAUGAUCCAGUUUCUGUUAUUGGUAUCUACACUUUUGUUUAAUAUAUUUGGUCAGCUUUUCUUCCACAUAACUGCCUACAGAUCGAUCCAGCGAGAAUAUCAAAUAUGGCUCGAGUUACAGCAUAUAUACAUAUUUUAUCAGGUGAUUUAAUUUUGCUGAAAAGAAAGCAGAAAAAAAUGAUAACCAAAACACUUGACUCCUUGUGUUUCACUCACUACCCUGAAUAAAUUAACACUCCCUCCGUUUUACAAAGAUUGAUGUUUUAGAAAAAAAUAUUUUUAUAAAUACAUUCUUUAUAUUUUUCAUGUAUCUUUAUUACUAAUAAUGAUUAAUUUUAAAAAACUUACUGUAUUUACUAUAUUUUUAUUAGUUUUAAGGGGAAUUUGCCGAAAAACCCUAUAUAUUCAUUUUAAACAUAAAGGUGUAUACAUAUUCCAUCAAAUACAAACCAACCUAAAUAGAUGGUAAAAUUACUAGUUAACCUUUAUGACUAAACAAAAAACCAUAAAUAUAUUUUUUAUGAUUUUGUCAUUCUGAAAUUUACAAGUAAUAGAAAGAAGUCUACACAUAAGUAGUAUUUCUAAAAAAUAUACUAUAAUUAGACUUAUUUUGUAGUCUACGUCGUAAUAUGAUCUAAUAAUUUAAUUAUAAAAAUGUAAAAAUAUGAUCUAAUAAUUUAAUUAUAAAAAUGUAUCAAUAUAAGGAUUAAGAUGACAAAUAUAAAUUAUGAUUUUAUAUUAUUGAACAAUAUAAAAUAUAUAUAUUGAUUUGGUAACCAUGCGUUAGACAAUUUUUAUGGUUUACCAACAAAAGAGGUUCUAACAUGUUAUGUCUCUAAGGGUUAGAUUUUAGAUUGAGACAUUUUUGGUUUUUUGAAUUAAAUUGCAUAUUAAUGUUGAGUAGUUUAUAUUUUGUAUAUUUUGAUAUUUGAUACAAUAAUUAAGAUUUUUUUGAUUAUCAAACAAACAUUUAAGAUUUGAGAUUUUUAAUUUAGGGCAUAGUAGACCUACAAUAAAGUCUACUGCAUUGUAGGUGUAGUGUCUUUUUCAUACUUUAAUUGGUGAACUAGAUUUUGACCCGCGCUUUGAAAGCGCGGGAUCGAUUCUUUUUAAAAUUUCAUUUAAAUUAAUAAAUAUUUGUCUAAUCUAUAUUUUAAUAGAUUUUCUAUUUGUUUAUAGUCAAUUUUUAUAAUAUUGUCUUCUUUAGUUUUUUAAUUAUUAUUAAAAUAAAAAUGUUUGUGUAAUAAUUAAUUAGUUAAAAGAUUUUAAAAUGGUAAACUCCUACUCAAUAAAUUUAAUCAUAUUGUGAUGAUAUAUUUGGUAAGGUUAUUUAUUUAUAAUUUUAACUUAUUAAAUAAAUAUUAUAUGAAAAAUGUAAUAGACAUUACAUUUUUUAUUCUACAUAUUUUUAAUUAAUGCAUAAAUUUUAAAUUAUAAUAACAUAAAUAUUUAAUAAUAGGAAACCGGUGCUGCCUAUUUAUAAUAUUGAUCGGAUUCAAAGCGAGGUGUUAGGUUUUAGGAAAAAACUUGGGGAGAAAGUUGGGGGAUCUUUUCUUUAAAAUCAAAUUUCUCUAUAUUUUAAGAUUAGUUUUGGAAAAUUCAGUUACCAUGUCAAAGAGUUAAAAUAUUUUUCUGCGUGUUCUUCAAGUUGGGAGAUUUUUUUUAAUUUGAUUUGAUUCCGUAAAUCUCUGAGUAAAUGGGAUUUAAAACGACUUAAUGGGCUUAAAAACGAAAAUGUAAGUAGCAUAUUUGUUGGGCUUUUCAUUUUUGAAAAACAUUUACAACAAUUGAAAAAACAAUUGAAAAAAGAAAUGAAAUGUUUUGUAAUUAAUAGGAAAAUUCAGGGGCAGAUUCAUAAGAAGUAUUCUGCUUUAAUAGUAUAGAUACAAAUAAAGAAUGUGAAACCAUAUAUUAUAUCUAUUAAAAAAACACAUUUAGUAAAUCAUACGUUAAAAUUAUUAAACAAUAAAGAAAAAAAGAACCCAAAAAAAUCGUUGUAAUCUAACAGAUAAGUCUACUCACUAGUAGUAAUUUAACCCAAUCAUAUUUAACCAAGUUAAUUUUAACUUAACUGAACUUAAACCAAUUUUUUUUAAAAACCUAAUGUGAAAUCAUAUAUUAAAAUUAUUAGAAGAAUAUAAAAACGAAAAAAUUAUAGUAGACUAGUUUGUAACUCUACCAAACCGAAAACAAUUUUAGAUUACAAAAAUUAAAAAAAAAAACAAUUUUGAUUGAUUUUAGUUUUUUGUAUGAAUAAAUUAAAAUUAUAGUAGACUAGUUUUGUGUUUCACUUGUAUAAUAUUUUUUUUUUGUCAGCUCUUGUAUGAUAUUAUUAAUUUUUGUUAGUAAUCAAUUUUCACAAGAUAUUAUUUUCAACCAAACAGUUAAAACAUCCAUAAGAUAAAACAAUAACGAACACAAAUAAGAAAACAAAUCUAUACAAAAAUUCCAAGAAGUUUUAAGAGUAAAACUAAUCACAAAAACUUUGCAAUAUGUCUCAAGUGUAUACUUCAAACAAUAAAAAUGCAGUAGUAGACUUCUAAGAACAUCUCCAACAAUGACACCAAAUUUGGUGUUGAAAUUACACCAAAUUUGGUGUUUUGGUAUCAUAAUCUUUUUGUCAUCUCCAACAAUGACACUAAAUUUUCAACUAAAAGUAAUAUUAUAUAUAUUAUUUGAUGCUUUCAGUUUUAAUUUUUUUUUAAUAUUUUUUAUUAUUUGUAAUUCAUAAGUAAUUAUUUUAUCAUAUUUAGAUUAUUAUUUAUAUUUUUAUUAUUUGUAAGUGAUAAAUGAUAAUAGUCAUUUAGUUAUUUAUUUUGAAAAGAAAAGUAAAAUAAUUUUAAUUUUUAAAUAUGUGAAAAUAAAUUAAAAAUACAAAUAAUACACUAUAUUUAUGUUUAAUUAGAAUUUUCUAGUAAUUGAGCUAUAUUAUUAAAUGAAACAAAAUAAAAUAUGUAUUUUAAAGAUUUGGUGAAUAGCGUUACACUAAAUAUGGUGUAACAAUAUUCAUAGUACACCAAAUAUGGUGGGAUGGUGUCAAUUUUGAUGUUUUGUUGGAGAUGAAAUUACACCAAAUUUGGUAUUUUGGUGUCUUGUUGGAGAUGACCUAAAUAAGUCUACACUUAGUUAACUACCUAAUCAAACCAAAAAUUUCUUAGCUCCAUAAUUAUAACACAUUAAAUUGUGAAAUUUAUCCAAGACCAUUAAGAUUUAUUAACACACACUGUAAAACAAUUAAAUCAUAAAAAUAUGAUACAUAAUACACAAAUGCACUUUUAAUAGAAUUUUGGACGUAAACUUCAACUGCAAUCUACAUUUGUUGACUUAUGAAGACCUCUACACUAAUUUUCUAACAACAUAUUCAAACAAAAAAUUGAUAGUUUCAUAAUUAUAACAUAUUAUAUUUUGAAAAUCAGUUAAGACCAUUAGGAUUAACUAACACACACUGUCAACCAAUAAAAUUUUGAAAACAUUUAAUGAAUAAUACACAAAUUCACUUUUAAUAGAUUUUUCUACGUAUACUAAAUAUGCAGUCUACACAUUAGUAGACUUUCUUUUUAGAUUAGGUAUGUAGACUGUCAUAUACGUCUACUCUUUGGGUUAGUUUUUGUAAUUGCAAAAUUCACAGGUUAAUUUCUUAAUUUAAAAAGUUGUGAUUUUAUAUGUGUAGACUUCCUUUAUUGUUUAUAAUUUAAAAAUAUUAGUUUUGCAAUUGAUCUGAAUUCACCUAGGAUUUGGCUUUCAACAGUAGACUUCAUAUGCAAUUUACGUUAUCUUGGAAGAUGUUUGUUUUGCAAUUGACAAAAUCUGAAUUUCUAUGAGUAGAUUUAAAUGAAUGCCUACGAAUAUGUAGAAUUCAUUUGAAGUCCACUCUCAAAUCCGACAGAUUAAUAUUGUGUUUGACGAAAAUAAAAUAGUAGAUUCAUUUGCAGUCUACGUUUUUUGUAAUAUUAGUAUACUGCAUAUGAAGUAUACUCUUUAAUUUAUUUUUGGUCAAUCUUUUAACAUUUUAGUCAAACACAAAACAAACUUAUUUAAUGAAGUCAAAGUUUUGGUCAGAUGCAAAACAUAUCUUUUGUAGACUUUCCAAUCAAUAUGCAAAAUGUAGACUUCAUUGGAAGUCUACUAUGAAAAUUCAAAAGUUUAAUCAAAUGCAAAUAUAACUUUUUUAUGUAGAAUUUUUAGUAAAUCUACCUAAUUUUUUUGUAUGUUUCCAAAAGUAAAGACGUAUAGAUAUUUAGGGAAGUCUGCGUAGCAAAGAAUAUAAGUUUGAUCAAUUUCAAAACUAACAUGUGCGUUGACAAGUAGACUGUUUAGUAUGUCUACACAUAUGAGUACACAUACAAAAAGUCUACUAUCGCGACACAAUACAAAAAGUCUACUACCGCGACACAUAUUUGAAAAAUUAUGAAAACCAUGUAAAUAUUUUUUUUUGAUGUAAAGAUCGUUUCCAACUUUUUCCACCGUCCAAGUUUCAAAUAUGAGCAAAAAAGCACCUUUGACAAUUUUUUUACUUAAGAAACUCAAAAAUACGAAGUUUGUCUUUAUGGAAAUGAAACUUGUGAAAGUUUUUUAGAUGAAAAUGAAAAGAUAAUGAAGAUUUGUUGGUUUGGAAUGAGGAAAAAGUAGAUAUAAAUUGAAUUCUUGAGCUUUAAGAACUCAAAAUAGUUGUUCAUGGUGGUUGAAAAUUGACGAUGAUGUCAUUGUUGUAAAUACUGAGAAAUGUUUAGAGUAUAUUUGGUUUUUUGAUAUUUUGAAAUAAAUAAAAAAUUAAAUAAUAAUGACUAGUUUGUUAAUAUUU
Brassica rapa (field mustard) is the source of this 6224-nucleotide messenger RNA. Its product is annotated as transcription factor MYB74. NCBI's taxonomy places the organism in Eukaryota, Viridiplantae, Streptophyta, Magnoliopsida, Brassicales, Brassicaceae. The record is from RefSeq and is a predicted model, not a curated record.